Molecule: messenger RNA, 2196 nt
Organism: Drosophila navojoa
Lineage: Eukaryota; Metazoa; Arthropoda; Insecta; Diptera; Drosophilidae
Source: RefSeq, a predicted model, not a curated record
GCAAAACACACGCGCAACAGCAGCAGCAGCAGCAGCAGCAAAAAAAAACAACGAACAUCGGAAAAAAAGAACACGUCGAAAAGACACGACAAUAACCGCGCACGAUAAAAGUCGCCAGCGGCCAAAAACGCGCUCAUUGCGUGCGCUGUUUUCGCAACGGUAAAUUAGGUAGCACACAGCUGCUGAGAGUCGCGGGCAUCGGGCGGAUAUCAGAUACGCAGAUACUACAACCGAGAUAGACGUUGAGGGCCGCAGAUAGGAUGAGGAUGCGGCACGCAUUUGCUGGAUUAAUUGUGUGUUGGCUGGCAGUUUGUCAACCGCAAGCUGAGGCGCAGUUUGCACCGUUCGGUCAACCCGUCUUUGGUGGGCAACCUGGCUUCUUUGGAGGAGGCGGUCGCGGCCAGCUGGGCUCCGUGUCCAGGGCCAACACGAACGCCUACGAGCGCCAGGUGGACCUUGGCAACGAUCUGGAGUACACGCGCGGCGUGUCCAACUCGCGCGCAGUGACGCGCCAGAACGGACAGCGCGUGGUCGCCAACAGCCAGGCGCUGACCCGCGGCCUGGACCUGGGCGGACUGCAGCUGGGCAACACGUUCACGCGCACACGCACCAAUGCGAACGGCGCGGUGAUCGGCGGGGGCGUGGCCAAUCAGUUCCGCAUCGGGGACGUCGGCCUGGGCGCCUCCCUCUCGCCGGACAACAUCCGGCAGGGCUUCGGACUGCAGCGCGACGCCAACGGCGAUGUGCGCCUGGGCCUGGGCCUGCUCAGCCUCGAUCUGGACAGGCAGGUGGAGGACAGCAACACGCUCAGCCAGGCGCAGGUGAACGCCCAGGGCCGUGGCGCUCGCGUCGGCUCCAACAGCAACAGCUUCACCAACAACCAGCAGAUCGGCGGCCUCAAUGUCAAGGAGACGUUCAGCAACUCGAACGCCUUCGGGCGCACGCGCUUCGGCCAGACCUCGGCCAAUGCGGGCGGCUUCGGUGAGACGGCCGCCUCGCGUGGCAUUCCCUUCGGCAACGGAUUCCGGCAACGUCGCACGCCCCAGGUGGCAUACCGUCCGCAGCAGCUGGCAUUCCGUCCGCAGCAGGCGGCGUUCCGCCCGCAGCCGGUGGCCAAUCGCCGUUUCCUGCGGCCCAAGCGUCACGCCCAGUACGUGCCCUUCGGCUAUCCGCAGCCGAAUAACGGCUUUGGUGGUGGCUUCGGCGGCUUCGGCGGCUUCGAGGCGGAGCGUCCACGUCGCCAGUUCGGACGUCCGGGCGGCGGCUUCGGCGGCGGCUUCGGCGGACCCCCGAGCUUCGGCGGCGGCUUCGGCGGACCACCGAGCUUCGGCGGCGGCGGCUUCGGUGGCGGCGGCUUUGGUGGCGGCUUCGGACAGCCAGGCUUCCCAGAGGGCGGCAACAAGCGCGGCCCCGUGCAGUCGUCGGGCAGUGCCGGCGCCAAGGGCGGCCCCGGGUUCAAUCAGCAGGCGGGCAGCAACAACUUUGCCAACCAGAAGGCGGACGGCUCGCAGGAUGCGGGCAGCAGCAGCAUCGGCUCCAACCUGGCCGAGGACGGCAGCAGCGGGCAGGUGAGCUCGGCGAACACCAACCAUCAGUCGAGCAACGGCCACAACUCGAACGGCGCCCAGAGCCAGGCGCUGAACUUCCGGCCCGGCGAGCAGCAGGCGACCAGCUCGAAUGCGAAUACGCAGCACACGCGGACGGGCAACGGCGAGACGAUUGGCUCGAACAGCGGCUCCACCGCCACCAACAACAAUCAGCGGGGCAGCUCCAGCAACACGGCCAACACGGACACGCAGAUUGUGCGCAACGGCAACCAGGAGACGAUCACAUCGGGCGCCAACAGCCAGUCCAUCUUCCAGGGCAACAACAACCAGGGCAACGCCGCGGCCAACACCAAUGCGAACAUCAGCUCGCAGCGCAACCCCAACGGCUCCGUGACGAACUCGGCGUCGAGUAGCGCCAGCGCCACCAGCCAGAACGGGCAGUCGGCCAAUGCGAACGCCAAUGCCAGCGCCGGCGGCAAUCGCAAUGGAGCAGGAGCCGGAGCGGACGCCAAUGCCAAUGGCGGCGGAUUCAAUUGGGGUGGCGGCCCCGGCGGCGGCGCCAAUGCCAACAGCAAUGUCUUUGGCGGCUUCAAUCGACCCUUUGCGUUCGGCCGUUAGUACCGUUUGAGUCCAUACGCACAGCAGCACC